ACAUCCGACCAUUUUAACUUCCACGUAGUGAAAAUAAAAUAUGUAACCUGGUUGUCUGAAGUUUUCUAAGCCUUGGUCAUCACUGAUUUGUGUCAGAAAAAUUUUUAAAUAUUCUAGUAAAGUAAAAUUAAUUAUAUAAAAAAUAAACCAUGGUGGUGGUUACCAAUUCCGCGUAUAAUCCAUCGGAAAAUGAGGAAUCAAAUCAAAAAGAAGAACGAGUUUUUACAUUAGAAAUUUUAAAAAUAAUAAAAGACGCUCAGCAGCAACACGGUCUUCGUCAUGGAGACUAUCAGCGUUAUCGAGGCUACUGUUCACGUCGUCUUCGUAGACUACGAAAAGUCCUUAAGGUACCGCAGGGUGAUCGCAGACACUUUAAACGAAAAGACGUGACUGCUGCGAUGGUACACGAUGACAAGUUCCUCCAGGUGCCGCUGACGAUGGCCGAACGGGCUUGGAGUUAUGCUUUGCAGUUGAGGAUUGAAUCAAAUACUGAGCCGAGAAAGAAGUUUCAUUUGAUAUCUAGGCUACGCAAGGCAACUACUUACGCUCUGCAGCUUCAGGAAUUAAUUGAGAACGUCAAUUGUGAUGCGAGAACUAAACUAGAAGCCCAAGCAUACGUCGCUUGGAUGCAAGGAUCACUGCAGUUUGAGCUGCAGCUGUGGAAAGACGCGAUGACGAACUUGAAAAAAGCUCAGGUAGUUUACGGAGAGCUGGCAUCUGCUUUGCCAGAGUCUGAGCAAACUAUUUACAAAUCUCGAGUCGAAGAACUGGCUCCGAGUUUGAGAUACUGCGCUUACAAUGUAGGCGACGAGUCAGCAAUUGAUGAUCUCAUGCAGAUGCGGGGCCAGCUGAGCAGCGAUUUGUUGAUGAACUUGGACACACUGAUCGCCCAGACGCAGGUCAAAAAAACUAACGUUGAAGAAACUAUUUGGCGCGGAAAAUCCUGCGGAGUUGUGCCAUCUCGUGCUACAGGUCUGUUAAUCGCUGAUUCGCAACUGACUCAGACUCUUGCUAAAACUCAAAACCAUCAGUCCAAGAUCGAGCUGCUCGAAGCUCAUCUGAUUGACUGCAAAGACGUACUGGCAUUUGUCCGUGAGGUCUUUAAAAACGAGCUGAAGAACAAAGAUGACAAGUCACCAGCCCAGCAUUUGGUUGCUUAUUUGCAAUACGUCAAACUAUCACGCACUUUGGAGAGAAAUCUCGCGCUGGUAAAAAAUGCAGAAGCUUCUGAUAGAGCCAAACCUCAGGACAUCGUCAGACUUUAUGAAGCUGUGCUGCAUAAUCUGCUGGAAAUGUCACAGCUUUUGGACGACGAAGAGUAUCAACGCGAGCAGGAAGCUAAGACCAAGGGUUACCGUGCUUUCAGAUGCUACUACAUGGCCCAGUCGAUGGCCAAUCUCCAGAUGUGGCGAGAAGCCGUUGCUCUUUAUCAGCGAUCACUUCGGCACGCUCAGGACGCCUUGAAAGACAGCUCACGUCUACCCGAAGACUUGAAAAGUGAACUCGCCAAGUUGGAGAGUUCUGUUGAAGGGGCUCAGUGUGCUGUCCAUGCUCACAGUAUUCUUCAGGACGAAAAAGAUGAACCCGGUGCUGUUAAACAAACUAAAAGCAAGAAGCCACUUUACGAAAGAUUACACGAGUACCGCGAGGACCCAUCACUUCUUACAAAACAACCCAAUGUUUAUAAUCUUCCACCCCCGAUGAAAAGCAUUCCCUGCAAACCUCUGUUCUUUGAUCUUGCAUUUAAUAUGGUCGAGUUUCCAGAUCUGUCAGAUAAAAUGGGUGACCAAGGUAAAAAAGGACAAGCUGGACUCACUGGAUUCGUCAAAGGUCUUUGGGGUUGGGGUAACAAAUAAUUGUUGCACAUCCAUUCACAUAUUUUUACUUGGGUAUCAAAGAUAUAUUUAUAAUAAUUAUAUGUAUCUCUAAAAAAUAUAUAUCGAAAAUUAUUGUA
Molecule: messenger RNA, 1954 nt
Organism: Microplitis demolitor
Lineage: Eukaryota; Metazoa; Arthropoda; Insecta; Hymenoptera; Braconidae
Gene: Srp68
Product: signal recognition particle subunit SRP68
Exons: 3
Coding region: 150-1856 (568 amino acids)
Biological process (GO): SRP-dependent cotranslational protein targeting to membrane
Cellular component (GO): signal recognition particle, endoplasmic reticulum targeting
Molecular function (GO): 7S RNA binding; endoplasmic reticulum signal sequence receptor activity; signal recognition particle binding
Source: RefSeq, a predicted model, not a curated record